Messenger RNA from Rangifer tarandus platyrhynchus (Svalbard reindeer), 627 nucleotides. Lineage: Eukaryota; Metazoa; Chordata; Mammalia; Artiodactyla; Cervidae. The record is from the annotation of a GenBank genome assembly.
AUGGAGGUGCCAGGGGGCGCGUGCAUCCUCGCCUUGGCUUGUGUGCGCAGGAAAGAGGGAAGAGGACAGCGUGGCCUCCCAUCCCCGUCUCCCCGACCGGACCCGCGCCUUCCGGAGCCUUGGCGCCAGCCAGCCCCAUUCAGUGGCCGGGCCCGGCUCCCCCGCAGUCCCGGGUCUGCCCGGGGUGGGGGCCGCGGCCUCGAUGACCCCGGCCCGCAGCGGCCCGGCCUGUCCCGUCCACUUAGACAAAUUGCGGCUGACAGGCGCGCAGUCUCUCUGGAGUCGCCGCCCGCCCGUCGCCUCCCUCCCGACCCAAUUACCCCGCGCAGGGUCGGGCCAAGUGGCUGGGACGGGGCGGGGGGCGCGGGAGGCGCGACCUCUUCGCCGCCGGUCUUGAGCGAGGCCUGGCGGCGGGGCCCCUUCUUCCGGUCAGGUUCUGGGGGGUACCCGGGAACAGCACGGCCCCUGGGGUCCUGUCCCCAGGCUUCCAGGCUGGCGGGAGUCCCGGGCUGGCAGCUCUGGCCUGGGACUACCCGUCCCUCGAGGGUGGUCGCUCUGCACUUUCGAGGGCAAGCAAGGUCGCAGGGCCUCAAGACCCAGUGCGUGUCCCUGCCGGACUUUGGGUGA